AUGAAACUAACUGUAUAUAAUACAGCUUUGAAUCAAAUGAUCAAUGGCAUAUCUAUUCGUUUUAAUCAAGAAACAAUUAAUAUGAUUAAGAGUAUAGCCAAUUUAACAAUUUUACAAACAAAUUAUGUCAAUGUGUGUACAUUAGCUUCAUUGUUUAAUCUGGAUACACUAACUUUAGAAACAGAAAUACGACUCUUACAAAAUUACGACAGUGUUCCUAAAAAUAUAUUGAAAAAUAAAUGCGAUGAAUGGAUUAAAUGGUUAUCUUCUUGUGAUAGACAAAAUAUUUUCAAUAGUAUCACAAAAGCAUUCAAGUUAUCUAUUACAAUGCGAGUAACAAGUUGUAGUUGUGAGAGAACGUUUUCAAAACUAAAUUUGGUUAAAACAAAGUUACGAAGUACGAUGAGUCAGGAAAGAUUAGAUGGACUUUUAAACAUGUUCAUUGAACAGGAACAAGCUUAUAAUGUAGAUUAUGAAGAAGUAAUAGACAUUUUUAAAACAUUAGACCCUACUUCCAAACGACGUAUGGAACUUUAA
Messenger RNA from Macrosiphum euphorbiae (potato aphid), 537 nucleotides. The record is from the annotation of a GenBank genome assembly. NCBI's taxonomy places the organism in Eukaryota, Metazoa, Arthropoda, Insecta, Hemiptera, Aphididae.